AUGGGGCUGGAGGCGGUGCGCGAGCUGGACUGCGCGGCGCUGGGCGCGCUGCUGCGGGAGCCGCGGGAGGCCGAGCGCACGCUGCUGCUCGACUGCCGCCCCUUCCUGGCCUUCUGCCGGCGCCACGUGCGCCACGCGCGGCCAGUGCCCUGGAACGCGCUGCUGCGGCGCCGCGCUCGCGGCCCGCCCGCCGCCGCCCUCGCCUGCCUGCUGCCGGACCGCGCGCUCCGGGCGCGCCUGGCCCGCGGGGAGCUGGCCCGGGCAGUGGUGCUGGACGAGGGCAGCGCCUCGGUGGCCGAGCUCCCCGCCGACGGCCCGGCACACGCGCUGCUCGCCGCGCUGCUGCCCGAGACCCGCGCGGGGCCCACGGCCGUGUGCUUCCUGCGAGGCGGCUUCGAUGGCUUCCAGGCCUGCUGUCCCGAUCUGUGCUCCGAGUCCCCCGCCCCGGCCAUGUCGUCUGCUGGGGGCGAGAACAGCCGCUCUGACCCCCGGGCUCCCUUCUACGACCAGGGCGGCCCUGUGGAGAUCUUGCCCUACCUGUUCCUGGGCAGCUGCAGCCACUCCUCCGACCUGCGGGGGCUGCGGGCUUGUGGCAUCACCGCGGUCCUCAACGUCUCCCGCUGCCCCAACCACUUUGAGGGCCUUUUCCGCUACAAGAGCAUCCCGGUGGAGGACAACCAGAUGGUGGAGAUCAGUGCCUGGUUCCAGGAGGCCAUAAGCUUCAUUGACUCGGUGAAGAACAGUGGAGGCCGGGUACUGGUUCACUGCCAGGCGGGCAUCUCGCGCUCGGCAACCAUCUGCCUGGCUUACCUGAUACAGAGCCGCCGCGUGAGGCUGGACGAGGCCUUCGACUUUGUUAAGCAACGCCGGGGAGUCAUCUCCCCCAACUUCAGUUUCAUGGGGCAGCUGCUACAGUUUGAGACUCAGGUGCUCUGUCACUGAGGCAGGGCCGCACCAGGCUGCCCCCGCCCCCCGGUGGGGGCGGGGGGCACUGAUUCCCUCCAGGUCAGGGAAAGCUGCCCCUUCUCCGAAGUUUGAAAAGCCCCCAGGUGGUGGUGCUAGGAGUGCAGGAACUCUGGACUUUCUCACCUGGUGCUCUGCUGCUAGGUUUGAGGGCUGGCCCUCUUCUGGGGACCAGCAUGGAGGGCAUGUCUGCUCCCCCUCCCCCCUCUGUCUUCUGGCGGAAACUAACUGGACCGCUACACCCGUGGAUUCCCACAUGUUGAAGCCCUUGGCAGCCUGAGCGCUCCAAGGAACAAGCUGUGACAAGCGGGAGCCCCGUCUGGGGGGUGGUCCACUACAGGCCUGGAGCCUGCGCCUUGUGCUCCUGGGGAGCGCCGCGUCUGUUGCGUGUGGGCGUCUUGCGCACGUGCGUGCAUGUGUGUGUGUGUGUGAGCAUGUCACGCCUGUAUUGGUGCUGGAAAGUUUUUUGUGUUCAGCUGACAUUUAACACUCCCUCCCCCACUUCCUCCCAGCCCUGUGGGUGGGGGUUGGAAACUUAGCACUUUAUAUUUAUAUGGAACAUUGAGGAUGUGUCAAUAAAAUACUGUUUUGUUUAA
Neomonachus schauinslandi (Hawaiian monk seal) is the source of this 1559-nucleotide messenger RNA. RefSeq names its product dual specificity phosphatase 2 (gene DUSP2). The transcript is spliced from 4 exons. The record is from RefSeq and is a predicted model, not a curated record. NCBI's taxonomy places the organism in Eukaryota, Metazoa, Chordata, Mammalia, Carnivora, Phocidae. Gene Ontology annotation, cellular component: cytoplasm; nucleus. Gene Ontology annotation, molecular function: protein tyrosine/threonine phosphatase activity; MAP kinase tyrosine/serine/threonine phosphatase activity. Gene Ontology annotation, biological process: endoderm formation; negative regulation of MAPK cascade; protein dephosphorylation. Bases 1 to 942 code for a protein of 313 amino acids.